AUGGGACAGCAAGGCAGUAUCAGCGAACCGGCCCCGUCCUUUGCGGAUGUGUGUGGUGCGCUGGAAGCCGGUGAGCGAGUGACCAGUUCCGAAAGCUUGGAUUCGAACCAGCCCAAGAUUCCGGACAAGUUCCAGCGACUAGCGCUGCUCGGUCAUCUGGAGGUGGAUGCCGAAAUCGCCCGUGGCAUUUCCUUGCGAGAAUCCCUUCGGCAAGGAGGGCGGCUGUGGCUGACCUGUCCUGCGAACUUGGAUGAGAAGUCCCGUGCGGCUCUGUGGAAUCGGUCCCGGCCAGUCAAACAGUUCGACGUCUUCCUCUCUCACACAUGGAUGACGGCGGGCAGGUGUAAGCUAUUGUCCCUCUUGAUGCAGUCGGGCUCGCACAAGGUACUCUUUGUUUGGGUACUCGGGGUAGGUGCUACAGCCGCGCUCAGUCUGCUUGGGCUCCUCCCUUCCCCCUGGACGUUCCAAACGCGUGUAGAGGGCCUCGACGUCUCAAUCCGUUUCGGUCCAUGGAUUCUGCUUGCGAGCUUUCUGGCAACCUUCCUGGGUCUCGUUUCAGCACCUUACUUCCCGAGCACACGCCGUCAGUCUGACGUUUGCUUCGUGGAUGUGGCCAGCAUACACCAAUCAGAUAAGGAUCUCAUGGAGAGGGGUAUCUACGGCAUAGGAUUGUGGUGCGUGUUUGAACUGGCCGCAUUUCGGACGGCAAACCCCAGUGGGAAAAUUACUUUGUCUCCACUUUUUGUGGAGACGAUCGUCGUGAUGAUUUUGCUUAUGCAGUAUUUCUACCUGGCAAUCUGGUGGGGUCUCAGGACCUUGCGCGGAGAGGUUUGCUUCCAUCUGUCUCAUGCUUUAGGCGUCCUGCCUAGCUUCGUCAUGCUGCAUGUGCUUCGCAAAGUCCAUGUGGUCAAGCACACGCUCUUUUCGAAGCUGGAAAGCUUCGACAUCAGUGAGGCGCAGUGCACCAGCGAUUUCGACAAGAACUUCAUCCGCACUGCAAUCGUCCAGUGGUAUGGCAGCGAGGGCGCCUUUACCGACUUCGUCCGCGGCCCGCUGAGACAGGAACUGGGGGCCAGUGCACAUUGCUGCACCUUCCUCGACUAUGAGCUGCUUCUGCUGUCGCCUGUGGCUGCCUCCGUCUUGACAGUGAUCUGCGGGGCUUGGUUGGGGGGCCUCCCCCAUCCUGCCAUUGCAGUUCAGAUGGUUUCUUCAAUCAGCCUCGGGCUUGUUUGGGGGCGGCUGAGCAUCAAACUGAGCCUCUGGCUCUGCGAUCGCUUCGCCCAGCCCCGGUGGAGCGAUGCCCGCGACUACCUGCAGACGCUGCUGGUCUUUCUUAUCUUUGCGGCGUUUGUCUUCGCUGCAACGGUGCUGGCCAUGACCGCGAAAUCGCAUGGCCGCAUCAUCCGAUCGUCUUUGCCCACCCUCGUUCACGAACAGCUCCCACCGUUCCCAGUGCAGUCUGAAGGCCUCCCUGGCCUUCCUUCUCUUCGGCCUUCUCAGCAGCUGCUUCUCCUCGAGGAUCGCGAGGAUGAGUUGGCGACUCUGAGCGAGGAUCUUGGCCUCGGGGUCUAG
Molecule: messenger RNA, 1572 nt
Organism: Symbiodinium sp. CCMP2456
Lineage: Eukaryota; Dinophyceae; Suessiales; Symbiodiniaceae
Source: the annotation of a GenBank genome assembly